Molecule: messenger RNA, 1345 nt
Organism: Microplitis mediator
Lineage: Eukaryota; Metazoa; Arthropoda; Insecta; Hymenoptera; Braconidae
Gene: Pbp45
Product: protein PFC0760c
Exons: 3
Coding region: 95-1294 (399 amino acids)
Biological process (GO): snRNA transcription by RNA polymerase II; snRNA transcription by RNA polymerase III
Cellular component (GO): snRNA-activating protein complex
Molecular function (GO): sequence-specific DNA binding
Source: RefSeq, a predicted model, not a curated record
ACCUAAAAAGUAUUAAACAUGUAAUCAUAACAAAUAUUUUGUUUACUUAUUUAUUGAUUAAUUAAUUAGUCAAUUAAUUAAUUAAAACUAACAAAUGGACGCCUGUAAAACAUUUUAUUGUGCUGCUGGAUUUCGUGAGGAUGUCAACGAAGUAAUAUCACGUUUCAAAUCACUAGAGUCACAUAAAUAUUGUGAUUUUGCACAAGUAUGGAAAAGUAUGAAAUUCCAUCGAAUCUUUACAGGACGAUCAACGCGUUCAGAACUGAUGGAAUUUUGUGAAGAGGCUCUGGAUAUGUCCAAAGAGUAUUUGAUAACGAAUGAAAGAGAUCCAGUUGAAAAAAUCGGCGGUUUAUUUAUGAUGUACAGUAUUUAUUUUUCAAUGCCAUUAAAAGGACCUAAGAUACGAAUCAUUAUGUCAGAAUGGGAAAUUUUAAUAACAUUUAAAAAAAUGCUCGUUGAAAAUGAAAGAUGGGAUUGUAUUAUGGUAUUGAACAAAUUAGUUGACGCUAAUGCAUUUUCGCAUUGUUUAUGUGAUAAUGAGCGUGGAUUGGAAAAUUACUACGUAUUGAAAGAUUUUAUGAAAGGAAAUUCCCGACCAGUAGAAUCACAGAAGAAAAAAAAAGAAUUAAUAUCAAUAUUCGAGGACGUUAUGAAUGAAGCAAAUAAUUAUUCAAAUUUAAAAAGUAAACUGAAGUACAAAUUGGGUGCCAACGCAAUACGGGCGCCAUUAUUAUUUGAUGUUGACGCUCUAAAAAAGAUCGCUGACAACGUUAAAAAUCUAGAUCAACUCGUUAAAAGUAACACUCAGGACAAGCACAAUUUACGCCGCAGCCAUCGCACAACUUGUCCGCCUGAUUAUACUAAUGGACAAAAUGAUAAUAAUGUAGGGCAAGACUCGGAUCAAGAUUAUCAUCAAGAUUCAGAUUCGAAUGAUGACGAUCCUGAUUAUCAAGCCAACAGUCCCGAAUCGAUUGACAAUGAGGACAUGAAUUAUAAUGAAGAUGAGAUGGAGCAGGACCAGGACCAAGAGCUGGAGCAUGAGCACGAGGAAGAGGAAGAGGACGAGGAUGAGUCUGAUAUUAAUAUAAAACAGAACCAAAAACCUACUGAUAAUGAUUUUGAUUACGCGUUAAAUAAAAAUAAUUAUGAUAAUGACGAUCAAGUGCCAUCGACUUCUAGAAACGAUAAUAUGAGUAACGACUUUGAUUAUUUGCCUCAUAUUAAAAUGGAAAAAUUCACAUAUGUCUCAGAUUCAUCUGAUGAAUCUAUUAAUUUUGAUGACUAUCGAUUGUAAUUAUUCGAUUUUUUUUUUAUUACUGUAAAUAUAUUUUUUAUAUUUUUUAAA